This is a messenger RNA of Stegastes partitus (bicolor damselfish), 2073 nucleotides long. Its product is annotated as ras and Rab interactor 2-like. The coding region runs from base 110 to 1933 and encodes 607 amino acids. The transcript is spliced from 6 exons. NCBI's taxonomy places the organism in Eukaryota, Metazoa, Chordata, Actinopteri, Pomacentridae. The record is from RefSeq and is a predicted model, not a curated record.
GCCGUAGGGGUAGAGAAGUUGUCUUUUCAUUGUAGGAAAGUUGUUGGAAGAACAAAAAGGAACAUAUCAACAUGAAGUGGAUCCGGAGGGGAUAAAACUUUUUUUAAAAAUGGAUGAUCCAGGCAAAGAGAUGGCGCAGCAAGAGGAGCCCCUGUAUGAUUUCCCAGAGCCCUCACAGCCGUCACAGCGCAAGUUGUUGGGACACCAGAGGGGACGAGGUUCCCUGAGAAGCAUCAGCGUGCUGGACCGACUCCUGCUCACAGUCCCCGUCUGGCUUCAGCUGUCCAUCAACCCUGCCAACGCACUGCACAUACUGCGAAGGGAGCCUCCAGGGAACUUCCUGGUUCGAAAGUCUCGCACAUCCCAGAGAAAUGUGCUCUGUGUGCGCUUGGCGGAUGAUAGCGUGCCAUCCUUCGUCCAGCAGUUUGGCAUCAUAGAGGAGCAGUCCAGUAAAACUCUGUCUCUGGAGACUUCAGCCAUCAGCUUUCCAGAUCUCCCAAGACUAAUUUCCUUCUACUGUGUCAGCAGAGAUGUAUUGCCGUUCCCUCUGGAGCUUCCUGACGCCAUCGCGAAAGCGACGUCACACAAAGAGCUGGAGUCCAUCUCACAUAUGGGAAUAGAAUUCUGGAGUUCCCACCUAAAUGUUCGUGGGCCACGGGAGGCACCCAAACCUCGGAAAGACGAGGACAAGAAGCAAGACACUGUACCACCAGCACCGCCUGCUCCUGCUGCUGCUGCACCACAAACAAGCUCUCAGCUUGACUCAGCUCCCCAACCUGACAACCAGCUCAGUAAAGCACCUGAAUCAGACGCUGCCACAGAACCAUCAGGUCCAAACACCGACUUGUUCCGCGAGUUUUGUCCAAUCACAACACGCAGCCCCAGCGAGCUGGACUAUGGCUCCGGCAUGGGCGCUCUCUGUUUCAUCAACCCUCUUUUCCUGCAGUCUCAGACCGCUUUAUGCCGACGGCGCAUGUUCAAGCGCAGCCUCAAGGUUCGGAUUUCCACAGAGACGUCCACCCUUCUGUCUCCGCCGCUCGCCCCGCCACCUCCUCCGCCUCUGAUGCCAAAAGCCAAGAGGACAUGUAAACUGCAGAAAGGGAGACAAGGAACUGCUCAGCCCAGUGAUAGUCCAUGUCAACCCACUCAGAUUGAUCUACCUGCUAAAGGCGCCCAGCUUCAGCCUCGAACACAGAAAACUCCUGGUGAAGUGCAGCCUCCGUCAGCAUCUCCUCACCUCCAGCCUGAGGAGGUGAAGGAGCAAACACAGAUUGAAUCAGACCAAAGUAAACCUGGAGUCAAAGGAAAGUUCCUUACAGCUCAGCUAACAUUAACAGAGAAUUUUCCAAAUGACUCAGACUACAUGAAGCCCUCUCCGGUGAUCAAUCCAUCCAAUUCUCCCUUCCUCUCUCCUUACCUGUCCCCAUCUGGUUCUCCCAUGGCACCUCCCCUCUUCCCCAAAGUAUCCCCGUCCAUCUCUCCUCGUGACUCCCCUGGGGCUUCUCCCUCCCUCUCGCCUUAUCAAUCCCCGUCUUUAUCUCCCAAGGUUCCCUUUUCCCUCUCUCCAUAUGACUCGCCUAGUAAUUCGCCCUCUCGUUCCCCUUAUGAGUCCCCAUCUGCCUCCCCUAAGGUCCCCUUCUCUCUGUCCCCCUUCACCUCCCAGUCCUUCCCUCAGCUGAUAGAACAGGCCUCUUGUUCGCAGGCUUCUCCAGAGAGGGAGGCUGACGAGGAGGGAGCUGAUGUGGACGGAAAAAGGGACGGAGAUGGUGAAACGAAAGAAGCUCUGCACAACAACAGGGAAGAAGAGGAAAGGAGUUUAGUUUUACAGAUGAACGCUGCAUCUCUAAAUGACGCAGAGACCUGCAGUCCUGAGGACGUAGCAGAGACUCGACAUCAGUCGCUCAACAAACAGGCCGACGGUACAAGCCUCUAGGGAAAGACUGCAACGGAUUUAGAUUAUGUGAUAUCACAAAGCAUUGUUUAGAAACCCUUGGAAAUGAUAUGGAGAUAGCCAUAAUACCCAGAUUUAUUUUUAAAAAUAAACUUUGAAUAAAUUUUACAAAACUUUUCGAA